AGGAAGUAGGACUUGCACAUCAGCCACGGGCUAUGCUGCUGCGGUCGCUGCGUGGUUGGGCUGCCCGGUCGUUGCGUAGCGUGGGCCCGGGGAGCUCCGGGAGCCCCGGGAGUCUCGAUUCGGGCGCCGGGCCGCUGUGGGCACCACGCCGCGCCUGGCCUCCGGAUAAAGAUAGAGAAAAUGAUAAGGAGAGAAAAGCAGUGGUUUGUAUUGAGGGCAAUAUUGCAAGUGGGAAGACGACAUGCCUGGAGUUCUUCUCCAAUACCACAGAUGUCGAGGUGUUAAUGGAGCCUGUGCUCAAGUGGAGAAAUGUCCACGGCCAUAACCCUCUGGGUCUCAUGUACCGAGACGCCAGUCGAUGGGGCCUCACGCUGCAGACGUACGUGCAGCUCACCAUGCUGGACCAGCACACGCGUCCUCAGAUGUCACCUGUACGGUUGAUGGAAAGGUCAAUUUACAGCGCAAGAUACAUUUUUGUAGAAAACCUGUAUAGAAGUGGGAAGAUGCCUGAGGUUGACUAUGCGAUUCUGUCUGAGUGGUUUGCCUGGAUCUUAAGGAACAUUGAUGUCUCUGUUGAUCUGAUAGUUUAUCUUCGAACCACUCCUGAAAUCUGCUACCAGAGAUUGAAGAUGAGGUGUCGGGAGGAGGAGAAAGUCAUUCCGAUGGAAUACCUCAGCGCUAUUCACCGCCUCUACGAGGAGUGGCUGGUCAAUGGCAGUCUCUUCCCAGCUGCAGCCCCUGUUCUGGUGAUUGAGGCUGACCACAACUUGGAGAAAAUGUUAGAACUCUUUGAACAAAACCGGGCCCGGAUAUUAACUCCAGAGAACUGGAAGCAUGGACCCUAGGACUGAGUGGUCUACAAGACAGUGCCACAAACAGCCCAGCUGGGGCCAGGUUAGCUGCUAGGAGCAUUUGCAAGAAUCUACUCUCAGGAGGUUCUGUUACCUGAUCAGAUCUAUUUUCACAAUGAUCUUUCCACUGCAGUACAAAUGGCUUUUGUCUGUCAGAUGCUUGCAGCACACAUUCCCCCUGGUGUCCCCUCUGGUGGCUUCCUAAUGCUGAAGCCCUGUGUAAAAGUCCCUAGCCACCCCUAGGGUGUCACCUCAUGGGGUGAAGGCCCAGUCUUCCAUCCCAGGCAAGGACUUGAAGCCCAGACAGGUGCAGGGACUCUUCGAGUCGGAACAUGGUGGAGCUGGGGCCAUUCUGACACCUGGCUUGGGCUGUCUCCCCCUAAACUGUUCCCCACAGCCCUGCUGGUCUGAGCACCAGCCCCCCACCUUUUUGUGACAAGGGCUGGCAGUUUAUGGAUACAUCAUCUUUGAGUACUGGGCAAGUUUCAAGGAGACCAGGCACCACGAGGCGCUGGCGCACUUCUGUUACUUGGCAUGAGCCCAGGAUUUCCUGGCAUGAAGGCACCGCAACCUCCAUCCCUCUGUCGUCUGGACCUCGGUGUCCAUGGGGAAUCCUGGGCCGGCCUUUGCAUGGUGCCACAGUCCUUGAGGAUGAGCUCCUUGCCAGACUGCCAGUUUCGUGUCAUUCUGUGUGAGAGAGGGGGCCAUGGGACCUGGACACUUUGCCCUGUGCUGAGCGAGGCCAGGGGCAGCCAGCUGGGCGUCCAAGACCCCACCACUUCUCCUGUCCCCGUGUGAGGAGCAGUGCCCCUGUUCCAGGGAGAGUGAUGUGGCCUUAACUCACUCACUCCUUUGAAAUAUUUUUCCAUAUGAGCGGAUGUCAUGGACCACAGAGCAUGAAGUCAUCUCUGUUGGAUGAGAAAAUACCUUCGCUUUGCUUGGCCAUCACUGUGCACCAAAGGAGCAACUGUUACUUGAACUAGUUGAGACCAAGAGAGAGACCGACGACCAUUCCUCUGGGACAGAGCCUGGAAAGGCACAGUUUGCCAACACAGGCGUUUAAAGCCUUGCUGCUCUGGACAUUCCAGAACAGAUGGAGCGCAUCUGGACAAGACUGGACACACGAUAUAAGGGGUGGUCACUGUGUACUCUAGAGAAACAGCAGGGGCUGGGGUGGGGCUACAGAGGAGUGUGCGCCAGCUGGCCCUGCUGUAGCUGUGUGGUAGCCAGAAAGAGGGCCGAGAGUCCAGCUCUUGGUCCUUCCUGUUUGUACCAGUUCUUGGUAUGAAGAGUAGCAGCCAGGGGACUGUCCAUCAGCACAUGCAGUCCAGUAGUGGGUAAGCCAUAAGGGAGAUGGGGCUUUGAACGGCCGCCCUGACGGGGGGCGUCUUUAGGAUUUGUAAAUGAACAGCCCAUUACUCGCCCCUUUACUCUACCAGAGCACUUGUUUUGGAGGGGAAAAUGUGAUGUUUCUUUUCCUCUGUGGUAGCCAAUAAAUUCUAAAGCUAUUCUGAUGUCAGCUUUCUCCCUGUCUCCCCCUCUCUCCCUUUCUCCCUCUGUCUAUCUGUCUCUGUCUCUCUCUCUCUUUCCCCCUCUCUCUGUGUCUCUGUCUCUCUUUCCGUCUCCCUCCCUCCCUCCCCGCCCCCUCUCUUAGGGUUACACUAUAUAGCGCAGACUGGCCUGGAACUCUCAGCAGCAUUUUUGCCUCAGCCUUUUGAGUUACAGGCAUGUGGCACCACAUCAGGCUUGUGCGUUCACUUUUGAUUUGGUGUAAUUUUAUUUUUUAUUGUCAUGUGUUUGGGUGUUUUGCCUGGUGACCAUAGAGCCCAGAAGAGGUCAUUGGAUCUUUUGGGACUGGAGUUGCAGUUGUGGGGUGCAUGGGGAUUCUAGAAUGGAACCUAGGGUCCCUAGAAAGAGCAGCCAGUGCUCGGGACCCCGGACCCCUCUGCAGCCCCGUGUUCAUUUUUCCAACACCAUGUUUCAUAGCAUAGUGCGCAAGAGCCUGCCGACCUUGCACCGCAACCCUGCAGGCAGUGGCUCAGCUUUGCAGAACCUUCCAGAACCUUCCAGCUCAUAGAUCACCCCCAAAACAGCCAGAACCAGCUUUCCCAAGGGCUGCUAUCUAUGAGGCAGACCUGGGAGGGGCAAGAGUCGUGGAGCAAGUACCAGCACUGACAUCUCAUGGCCAGAAAAGGGCAGGUAGCUCAUGGCUGGCCACAAGCUCAGACGCAGGGCAUCACUGCCUCCAGCUGUCUUGGAGUGGCUGGUAGAAUGUGGCAGGGACUGGCGUCCCUGAAGAGCCAGCGUGUCCUUGCUUGACACCAAGACCUCUACUCACUCAUUCCUUCCAUCUGGGUCAGCUUUCACAAACUGCGUCUCAUUGUGGAGGGUCACUUCUCAGGCUUUGUGAAGAGAUGACCUGUGGCUAAGGUCCCCUUGCUCCUGGCCUCCAGGAUUUCUCAGGCCGAGUAGUAGUCUAUGGGGGUCUGGGAGUCUUGGAGGGAGAGAGAUGUAUGGUACUUCCCAACCUCUUGGACUCUGGCUUUCUAAAUAAAAACAUUAUUUUUAUUUUGAA
Messenger RNA from Apodemus sylvaticus (European woodmouse), 3426 nucleotides. It is a transcript of the gene Tk2, whose product is annotated as thymidine kinase 2. Gene Ontology annotation, biological process: nucleobase-containing compound metabolic process. The transcript has 10 exons. Gene Ontology annotation, cellular component: mitochondrion; cytoplasm. Lineage: Eukaryota; Metazoa; Chordata; Mammalia; Rodentia; Muridae. The record is from RefSeq and is a predicted model, not a curated record. Gene Ontology annotation, molecular function: deoxynucleoside kinase activity; ATP binding. Bases 33 to 845 code for a protein of 270 amino acids.